Chenopodium quinoa (quinoa) is the source of this 4423-nucleotide messenger RNA. RefSeq names its product protein MEI2-like 4. The record is from RefSeq and is a predicted model, not a curated record. Gene Ontology annotation, molecular function: RNA binding. The transcript is spliced from 13 exons. NCBI's taxonomy places the organism in Eukaryota, Viridiplantae, Streptophyta, Magnoliopsida, Caryophyllales, Amaranthaceae. The coding region runs from base 1045 to 3951 and encodes 968 amino acids.
GAUUUUUAAAUUUUUUUAAGCGGGCUUAGGAAUACGAUUUAUGCAAUUUUAGUUAUUUUUUUUUGGUCCGGUCUCUGGCUAGUUUGGAUGGUUUUAGGCACAUAGCAUUUCGCCCCAGAAAUGAUAUAAUCUUUUCAGUCUCGGCCCGGCUAGAACCUGCUCAAUAAUCACCUUUUUUUUUUUUUUUUUUUUUUUUUUUUUUUUUUUUUUUAAUUCAUAUAAAAGUACAAAAGAAGAAAGAAGAAAAAAAGAAAAAUACUAGUAAUUGACCAACGGAUCUUGUGUCCUCUUCUUUCUCCACACCUUGUUGUUUUUAGAGAAGUUUAUUUUAUUCAUUUAUUUUUUAAAAAAACACUUAAUUUUUGGAGGGGAAUUCUCUCUCUUACAUGAUUUCUGUGUUCCAUGAUCCAAACGAUGAUUUCGCGCAAUAUAUAAAUAAAAAUAAAAAUCGACACCCCAUUUUCCCCAAAUUAUUAGUUAAUAAUAAUAAUUUUAGUUGGAAAAACCAAUCUUUGGUUUUCUUCUACCUCCACCUACUCUUCCCUCUCUCCCUCCCUUCCCCCGUGCCCCCGCGGAGGCAGGCGAGCGAGCGAGGGCAUAUCCUUUGGCGCGAAGAAAAAGAAAUUUGUUCGACUUACAAACAUUUCGUAAAUACAAUAAAAUAACACAAGAAAAGCAGGUAGGGGGAGGAAGGGAAGGAGGUAUAGUUAACGUGCAAUGCAGGGAAAAGAAGAGAUGAAGAUGAAAGAGGAGAGAGAGUGUUAAGGCAUCAAACAAAAGCCUUUGUUUUGGAUGUUGUUGCACGGCACAGAUACCUAGAUCCCUCCACCCCUCCUGCAAUUCUUAACCAGUUUCCUUUUCUUUUGCCGUAGUUUAUUCUUUUUUAUAUAUUCAUACAUUUCUUUCUUUCUUUCUUUCUUCUUCUCUAAUUUUUCUGUCUGUCUUUUUGGUUUCUCUCUAUUCCCGAAAUUCAUUAUUGGAAGUUGUGAUUUUAUUGAAUUGGGUUAUUGGGUUUUUUUGAUUUUUAUCAAAAACUGGGAAAAAAUGCCGUCUCAAAUGAUGGAUCAGCAGGGUUUGUCUGCAUCGCCUUACUUUUCUGGGGAUCCUCAAUUUCCUGCCGACAAACAAUCUCCAUUCUGGAACAUCAAUAACUUUGGUAUGAAGACAGAUGCAAUUGCUGGCACUUCAUGCGGGGUUCCUGUUGCUGGAUCACCUUUAGAGAAACUAGUACAUGUGGAUUCUCUAGCAACCAAUGGUCAUGAAAAUCUUGAACAGACGGUCAGCUUUAGUUUGCAAAGACAUGCAGUGGGAGCAGAAAGAGCUCUUAGUCGGUCCUUGAAUUUGUGGAGUUCUAUGGACCUUAAUCCUGUCGCUAGAUCAAAUCCUAAUGCACAACAGUCAUGGGAGAAGAAUAACACAAUUUCUCACUAUGAAAAUGGGCUAUUUUCAAGUUCAAUGUCUGAGAUGUUUACCCGAAAGUUGCAACUAUCCUCAAAUGACGACUUCCAUGGUCACUCUGUUGAUACUGUUGCCUCGCACUAUGAGGAGGAAGAACCUUUUCAGUCCCUUGAGGAAAUUGAGGCCCAGACCAUAGGAAAUCUGCUUCCUGAUGAUGAUGAAUUGCUCUCUGGAGUUGUUGUUGAUGGGAUUGAAAGUAAGAUUCAACUAAGAGGAGAGGAUGACAUAGAAGAUUUGGACCUUUUUAAUAGUGUUGGAGGGAUGGAUUUAGGAGAUGAUACAUCAUCUGCAGUACAAAGGAAUUCUGAAUUUCCUUGCAGCUUUAACGGACAACUCACUGGAACUAGUAUCUCUUUUAAUGGGGAACAUCCUUAUGGAGAACAUCCGUACCGCACUUUGUUUGUGAGAAACAUUAAUAGCAAUGUUGAAGAUUCCGAGUUGCAGGCUCUCUUUGAGCAAUAUGGAGAUAUCCGCACCCUGUAUACAGCUUGCAAACAUAGGGGUUUUGUUAUGAUUUCAUACUUUGACAUCAGAGCAGCAAGGAAUGCAAUGAAGGCACUUCAAAAUAAGCCUUUGAGACGAAGGAGGCUUGAUAUACAUUACUCAAUCCCAAAGGACAAUCCUUCAGAUAAGGAUGUAAACCAAGGAACUCUAGUGGUAUCUAACCUUGAUGCUUCUGUUACAAUCGAUGAUAUUCGUCAGAUUUUUGGUGCUUAUGGAGAGGUUAAGGAGAUACGGGAAAUCCCACACAGAAGUAACCAAAAGUUUGUAGAAUUCUACGAUGUCAGAGCUGCUGAUGAAGCUCUCUGUGCAUUGGACAAAAGUGAUAUUGCUGGUAAGAAGAUAAAGGUUGAACCAAGUCGUCCUGGGGGAGCAAGACGAAGUUUAAUGCAACCAUUGCCCCCAGAUAUGGAGCAAGAGGAAUCCGGUAUUCAUGUACAGCAAAGUAGUGCUGAAACAUUAUUUUCAGGGAUUUCAAGCAGCUCCAUCAGCUCUAUUAGCAUGGAAAGCGAUGCUAGUUGUGUUACAAGUGCCGGCAUACAGGCAACUCUGGGUUCAUUCAUAGAUAAUUCUGCUCGUCAUGAAAUCUCUUCUAGUGUCCCCAAUGGCUUACCAUCCCUUCUCAGAGCUGAAUCAGGAAGCUAUCAAGCUGGGCUCUCUGAGUCUGGAAAGUUAGCUAGCCAAGUAAAUUAUGAUUUUCGAGGCUUGCCAACUCUUUAUCCUUGCUCAGUUCCAAAGUAUAGUGAUGGUUUAGCUAAUAGUGUUUCUUGCAAUUCUGACGGUUACGUGCCUGCUAUUGUUAGUUCCCUGGUUGAGAAUAAUCACUUGGGCCGAAUAAGCUCAAAUGUCGAAAUGUGUAACGAUUUUUCUACAUCUGGGAAUGCGAGCGGAUCUCUUCCCGGGCAUCAUUUCAUGUGGAGUAAUACUAAUCACCACCAACCUCCAGCUUUUGGGUGGCCAAACUCCCCUUCGCAAUCAAAUGGGAUUUGUAGUCCUCAAAACCAACAUCAGCUUCAUGGAUUCACUAGAUCACCAUCUCAUAUGCUGAACUCAAUUCAACCCCAUCAUGUGGGAUCGGCACCAGCUGUUAACUACUCUCUUUGGGAUAGGCAAAAUUCUUAUCCAGGGGGGUCGCCUGAAGCAUCUGGCUUCCACCAGGGUCCAUUAGGGAAUAUGAGACUUUCAGGCAGCCCUCUGCACCACAUGGAUUUUGUUCCUCAUAAUUUAUUUCCUCAUGUCGGUGGAAACAGCUUGGAUUUACCAAUCUCUUCUAGAAAUGUUCUGAAUUCCCAUCAUCAAAGAGGCAUGAUUUAUCCCCCCAGGAACCAGAUGAACAUGGCAGGCUCAUUUGAACAUCCUGUUGAACGUGCUAGAAGAAAUAGAAGUGAUGGCUCUUCUGCUCAAGCUGACAACAAGAAACUAUAUGAACUUGAUCUCGACCGCAUUAGGCGGGGGGAAGACAAUCGAACCACUCUUAUGAUAAAGAAUAUUCCUAACAAAUAUACAUCCAAGAUGCUUAUGGCUGCCAUUGAUGAACGCCACCGUGGAACUUAUGACUUCAUCUAUUUACCAAUUGAUUUUAAGAACAAGUGCAAUGUGGGUUAUGCCUUUAUCAACAUGAUUGAUCCUAGCCAUAUCAUCUCAUGCUAUGAGACAUUAAAUGGGAAGAAAUGGGAAAAGUUCAACAGUGAAAAGGUUGCAUCACUUGCUUAUGCUCGCAUACAAGGCAAAGCUGCUCUUGUUGCUCAUUUUCAGAAUUCUAGCUUAAUGAAUGAGGACAAGCGAUGCAGACCUAUUCUUUUCCACAGCGAUGGCACCAAUGCUGGUGAUCAGGUGCCGUUUCCCAUGGGUGUUAACGUUAGAUCUAGACCUGGUAAAUCAAGAUCCUGCAAUAAUGAGGAAAAUCAACUAGAGAGCCCUCCUAAUGUUGUUAGCAAGGAAGAAUAUACUUGUGGAGAAUCAUCUUCAAGCUCGGGAAAGGAAUCAGAUUGAACAGUGAACUAAACUCAAAGUUAAAAGUGUUAUACGGAGGAAACGGUGAGGAUGAAGAGGGAGAAAUUAAGAAAAGGAUGUGCAUAAAUAGACCAAAGGAGUGAGGUGAGGCACUGGUCAUGCAGUCUUUGCAUGAUUAAUAUCAACAAUAAUAAGAUUAAUCUAACUAUACGCAUUGAGAGAGUUUACUCUCGGUGCAUGUAAUUACGAGGAGAGUUAGUAAAUGGAGCAACAACUGGAGCUUCAAAAUUUUGAUUGGUGUUGAGUCUUAUAAAUACACUUUAUUCGUAAAUAUAUACUCCGUAGGUGUAUAUAAGUGGUGAAGAUAGAAGAGAGCUCUACAGCAGCUGGGAGAAGGUUUCCUGGGCUGAACUCCUUUUACUGAUUUUCCUAUUUUUAACUUUGUAUGUUGACAUUCUUGUCAUUAUACCCUUCCGAGGGUAAAUUUAUGAAAAGACUUUUAAUUUGAAAA